AGGACAGAGUUGUAAAAACUCCCAGGCAGACGGGAGUAGUGGCCUGCUGAGACGAAAAUAUUCCUUCACAGUUUGAAAAUCACUUGUAUAUUAAUCUGACCUAACUGGAACAAUACCCAUAGUCGAGCAUUUUUCCCGGUGAAAGAAUUGUUUCGUUCAAGUAUUCCUGAACAGAUCUGUGAAGCUUUGAGGUGUUUCUACAUUUCCAGAGACGCCGCCUUGAAUGAUUCAUAAGACUGCUCCCUGUGGGAUAGACGUUUUCAUCACACCACCAGCACCACUUUUCACUCCUCCCUCCACUCCACACCACCAAAGUUUCGCUCAGCCCCACAUUGCCAUCCGCUGCCUUGGAGCUUUCACACUCUGUUAAAGACCCUCCACUCCACUGGAACCAGGAAAAAGACCACCAACAUCGCCAUCAUUACCACCACCACCACCCGAGAUUACUACUAAUACCACCGCCAUUAACAGGGACCUUGCAGCAGUGAUGCAGUUGGAAAUCCAAGUAGCUCUCAACUUCAUCAUCUCCUACCUUUACAACAAGCUCCCGCGCCGCAGAGUCAACAUCUUUGGCGAGGAACUCGAGAGGCAGCUCAAGAAGAAGUAUGAGGGCCACUGGUACCCGGACAAGCCAUACAAGGGCUCCGGCUACAGGUGCCUGCACGUUGGCGAGAAGGUGGACCCCGUAGUGGAGCGGGCGGCGAAGGAGAGCGGCCUGGACAUCGAGGACGUCCGCCACAACCUGCCGCAGGACCUGAGCGUGUGGAUCGACCCCUUCGAGGUCUCCUACCAGAUCGGCGAGAAGGGGCCUGUCAAGGUGCUCUAUGUGGACGACAACGUGGAGAACAGCAACCACGGCAACAGCAACGGCGUCAACGGUAUGGGGAUGUCGGAGCUGGACAAGGAGAUCCGCAACAGCUUCAACCCCGAGGCACAGGUCUUCAUGCCCAUCAGCGAGCCACUAGGGGUGUCCGCGGGCAGCAGCUCUCCCGAGUCCAGCUCUCCGUCUCCACCGUUUGGCCAGUCCUCGGCCGCCGUCAGCCCGUCGUUCCUGCCGCGCUCCACCCAGCCGCUCACCUUCACCACGGCGACCUUCGCCGCCACCAAGUUUGGCUCCACCAAGAUGAAGAGCAGCGGACGCAACAACGGAAACGGUAACGCCGGUAACGGGAACAGCAUCAACGGCAAUGGCGUCAACAAUAACAUGAACAUCGGUAUCAACGGCGGUGUCAGCGGAGGCAGCAAGGUGACGCCCCCUCAUCGCACGUCCCCCAUCAACCACCUGGGCCUGAAUGUGAACGUGAACAGCCUGCUGAAGCAUAAAGCCAUGUCCACAUCCAUGCACUCCCUCUAUGGCCUGGGGCUGGGCAACCAGCAGCAGCAGAAGGCUUCCGCACUGUCCCCCAACGCAAAGGAGUUUGUCUUCUCCAGCCUGCAGGGCCCAGCUAGCGCUGGUGGUGUCGGCGGAGCAUUCGGAGGGGACAGCAGCAACCCCCUGAACCCCCUCAGCCCGCUGCAGUACAGUAACGCCUUCGACAUGUUCUCGGCCUACGGAAGCCUCAACGACAAGUCUCUCAUGGACGGCCUCAGCUUCAGCCUGGGCAACUUGCAGUAUUCUAACCAGCAGUUCCAGCCCGUCAUGGCUAACUAAGCUAAACUAAACCAAGCUAAGCUAAGCUAAGCUAAGCUCAGCUAAGCUCAACACAACUGGACUCAACGCAACUAAAAUGCGAAGAUGAAGGUGUAUUUAUGACAAAAUAUGAAUGUUGGCAAAAAUUAAGUGAAGGAUUAUUAAAAACAAACAAAUACAGAAUAACGCACAUUAGAAAUGGACUCAAGGGAUCAGUUCAGAUCUCCUUCUCUCUAUAUAUUACAUAUUAUUAAAAUAACAAACUAUGGACAUCAACCACAAGUUCCUGUCAGUCACUGGGAAGAGAAUGAGCCCAAGGGUGUUUAUUUUCAGCGCCCCCUUGAGUUAAUCCUUACGAAAAGCAGUAACACUUUAGAAAAGGGUUCACAUGUUGGCCACUAAUACAUGCCUAAUUUCAGUUUGUAUAAGUAAGAAGUGUUGAGGACCUAUUGGGUCUUUAUUACGAUUAUAUCUAAUAAGGGCCUUAUUGGCAAGGAUACAAGACAUUUGUGAAUACUUGCCUAACAAAUUAUUUAUUUUGCUUAACACGUCAUCAGUCGCUUAUCCAGACAGUUAGGCAGGUUCUAAGGGCCAACACGUGAACCUCUAAAUAAAGUGUCACCCAAAAAGCUUGUUUUACGGAAAAGUCCAAGCUUGGUUACUUGCUCAUUGACAUGCAUCAUCAUUUUUGUCUUUUUUGUGUGUGUUUGUUUUCCUUUUUUUGCCAACCAAGCACAAACUUUUUUUUAUUUUAUACUAUGUUUAAAAGAAAAAAAACUCUAAAACAAGGAAAAAAUAUGUACACACACACACACACGACAAGUUCAAGAUCUUACAUUGUUUUGAAGGAUGCUAAGACUUGGGUUUAUUUCUAAACAAAAUUGGCACUAAUAUAACUAUUAUGGGGUUACUUGGUCUGUUUUUCUAAUUGUAUAAUUUAAUUGAGUACAAAGUUUGUAAGAUAUCAGAGUAUAUAUAUUGUUUCUACGACAUGGUAUUGCAUUUAUAUCUUUUUACUACUUCAGUGAUCUGUGAUGGCUGCUGCAGCUUUACGUUGUCAUUUUGUUUUUUUAAAUGAAAAAAGAAAAAUCACCUUUUUAGAUCAGAUAUUCUAAAGAUUGUGUACAGAAUAUUCCUUAGUGUUGGAAUUAAAAGGAUAGGAAUAUUUGCUUUUUUGAAAACAUAAAGAGUCGUAUUUUCUGUUAAGAGUUUAAAGGACUUUUAUAUUUAUAUAUAAAUAUGAGCAGGUAUUUAUAUAUAAAUAUAAAUUAAUUAAUUUUGUACCUACAUUGUGCAAUACUUGAUAAAAAUACAGUAUAACAAAAGUAUUUUGAGUCAGUGUCUUACAUGUCAAGAGGGACUGAAAUAGUUUAUAUUGUUAAGUUUGUAUUAAAAUGCUUAAAAUAUAUGCUUGUCUUUAUUUUUUUUAAUUUCAUAUUUGCACCCUGGCCUUUUUCAAUAAAAUAAACUUCCGUCAAAGCAUAUA
Molecule: messenger RNA, 3116 nt
Organism: Engraulis encrasicolus (European anchovy)
Lineage: Eukaryota; Metazoa; Chordata; Actinopteri; Clupeiformes; Engraulidae
Gene: tob1b
Product: transducer of ERBB2, 1b
Exons: 3
Coding region: 488-1651 (387 amino acids)
Biological process (GO): regulation of gene expression
Cellular component (GO): cytoplasm; nucleus
Molecular function (GO): transcription corepressor activity
Source: RefSeq, a predicted model, not a curated record